CCGACAUCCUAAAAGCAUUUACUUCACCUGAUCUCCCUACACGGCUUGAGAAUUCUAUUUUAUUCUCAAUUUCCACAAGUCUAUUUUGUGCUGGAUGCAAAUACACCGAGAGAAUAAUUGACAUUUACUUACAGGCAAGACACAAUUUAGAAGAGGGCACAGAGUUUCAUGAUGGCAGCUGCGAACGGCAUUCCACCAGUUUCCAAUGACCAUUUGCAUGCAGAUAACCAAGACAAUUCUCAACUCAUUGAAGGUUUACUUGAGGCUGCAAGGUAUGGAGAUCUUGAUGAUAUAAAAGACCUGGCAUCACAAGGAAUUCUUCUUAACUCGCAUGAUUCUCAAGGUCGCACAGCACUACACAUGGCAUCUGGAAAUGGGCAUCUUGAUGUUGUGCGAUAUUUGAUCAACCAUGGAGUGGACCUUAAUGCACGCAACAUUGAGGACAACACACCUCUUCAUUGGGCUGCUUUGAAUGGACAUGCUCAGGUAGUUCAUGAGAUGAUUCUGGCAGGUGCUAAUGCAGCUGCUCUAAACCGGCAUGAACGGACACCCUUGGAUGAAGCACUGAGUGGUGGUAAAAUGGAUGUUGUAAAUUCAAUUAAUGCUGCAAUGUCGGCACUAGAACUCCAAGUGACACAUCUUGGUUGAUGAUAGCAUAUAUUCAGUACUGUGCACGACCUGACAAGUUUCUUCACUGUUGGGGGUGACAAUUUAGUCAUAAGCGAGAAAGGAUUUUACAUCUUGUUCAGUUAUCUACUGUUUCUUGUUGAGGAGGUUGUAUAAGAGGUGGUGUUAAUAUUAAAUCUCAGUAGAUUAACAUGAAUUAAAUAUCUUUGGACCUGUAUCAGAAUGGAUGUGAGAUACUAAUAAUUGUUACCCGAACAUUCUUAGUGAGAUAAAAUUACUUAACCAUUUAGACAUUUUCUUUGUUCGAUCAUUACCCUUGAAGUUAAAUAAACAGGAGCCAUCUUCCAUUGUGUUUAACCUUU
Messenger RNA from Cryptomeria japonica (Japanese cedar), 989 nucleotides. RefSeq lists its product as uncharacterized. The record is from RefSeq and is a predicted model, not a curated record. The transcript is spliced from 6 exons. The coding region runs from base 169 to 648 and encodes 159 amino acids. Gene Ontology annotation, molecular function: protein binding. NCBI's taxonomy places the organism in Eukaryota, Viridiplantae, Streptophyta, Pinopsida, Cupressales, Cupressaceae.